AGUACGCAAAAAGGGGCGGGGUGUAGAACGCGUUCUACCAUGGAUCUUCUGGGUUCUAUCAUGGGCUCCAUGGACAAGCCACCUACCGCCUCCGAGCGGGAGAAAAAGAUGAAGAAAGCGCUGCAGGAAAAGGCCGAGAAACGUCUCGAAGCCGAGCAAAAGCGGCGAGCAAAGUUCCGGACGGAGGUCGAAAAAAAGGUGAAGGAGCUUUUGUCAGAUGGCGAUAAGAAAGAACUGCCUUUUCCAAAGGUGCCCAAAGUCUACAGAGCCAUCCUACAUGAUGUAGCUGAUGCAGCCGGUCUUUUUUCUCACUCGGUCGGCGAUGGAGACGAGAAGGAUGUCAUCAUUACGAAGGAGCCCCAUACUCCAGAUGUCAGUAGCAAGACCCAGUCGACCACUGGCAAUGCAGACGGUGCCUCUUCCCUACCUCCAACAAGGACUGGCGAAACCACACCCACUGCCACACUUCCUUCCAGCGACUAUCGGCAGAAAUACAGGCACCUGAUUGGAGGACUCGAGUGUGCCGAGAAGACAGCUGUCAAAAUGGAGCCCAACAGAACCUUUGGAUACGUUCCCAGUGCUAACAAGAGAGACCAUCGCUCGAUCGAGGAGACGAUGAACCAACUCCGAACCAAGAAGAAACCACGCCUUGACCCCGCCCUCCAUCCCUCCCCCUCCUCCCCACCCUCGUCACAGAGCUCAAAAACUUGAUAAGUGUGUCAAAAAUUUUUAAUGCAGGUAUAAUAUACAAUUACACCGUUUUCCUUACCAUUGUUGCCACUGUGAUGCAUCUCACAAUAAUUUUGUAAAUGACCUGAUUUUAUAAUACUAUAUAAGCUAUAGCAAACUUGCAGUGUUCUGCCUAUAUUAUCUUUUGCACACACCACACACACACACACACACAUACACGAUCAUAAUAUGUAAUAUUA
Messenger RNA from Geodia barretti, 929 nucleotides. Lineage: Eukaryota; Metazoa; Porifera; Demospongiae; Tetractinellida; Geodiidae. The record is from the annotation of a GenBank genome assembly.